GGCGGAAACAGGCGAGGCGGCCUGCACCGCUGCCCCCCGCCGCGCUAAAGGCGCAGAGCGCGACGCCGAGGGCUUGUUUCCCGCCGGACAAGUUAACCGCGGCACGGGCCGCCUCCGCGGACGGGCUGGUGGUGCGGGGCAGUGCUAAGAAAGUAAUUUCAAAGCCAGUCAGACUAUGGCCUUUGAAAGGAUAAUGCAGAAGGACUGGUACAAAAUCCUGGGUGCAGAGCCAUCGGACAGUCCAGCAGAACUGAAACGGAAGUACCAAAAACUUGCUUUAUUAUAUCAUCCAGACAAACAGAAGGCAGAUGUGCCAGCAGGAGAAGUGGAGGAGCGCGUGCAGAGGUUCAUCGAAAUUGAUCAAGCGUGGAAAAUUCUAGGGAACGAAGAGACAAAAAAAGAGUAUGACCUGCAGCAGCGUGAAGAUAAUCUGACAAAAGAAUGGCCGGUACACGCCCAAAUUUAUCUUGAAGAUAUGACCUGGAAUGAAGAUGAACAACGUUAUACUCUCUCAUGUCGAUGUGGUGGGAAUUACGCUGUCUCCCAGAGUGAAACCAAAGACGUAUCUUUGGUUUGUUGUGACACAUGUUCACUUGUUAUCGAGAUCCUUCAAUGAUUGUUUCAAUCAAGCACACUAAGAGUUACAAACUUUCUAAUUAAAACAACUGGACAAGCAGGGGACAGCAUCUGCUAGAGAAACGUAUGUUAAAGGAAAGGGGGCACUACAGGAACAAGUUCGGUCGGGCUUAAGAAAGGAAAUGUGCCCGUUUGCUAACAUUGCUCUGCAGACAUAAGGCUUGGGGUUUUUUCCCUUCCACAGCUAGUUAUUAAAAACCUCCAGAACAGAACACUUAAGUUCUGUACAACUGGAAUAUAUCUCAUGAUCUAAAUGACAUUUCUUGCCCAGCAAACAACAGAGUAGCUUCUUUCAUUCUCAGUCUAUAUCAUCUAUACAUUGGGCCCUACCUCUUAGGUUAAAUCCUUUCAACAGCUCAGAUGACAAAAUUUAAUCAGGAGGCAUACAUGUGAGAAUGCUUUGAAGAUAAUGAAGAGUAGGGUGCCUUAAUGGGAAACAGGAACAUUUUCUAUCUCUAUGCUAAAUAUUUAACUUCAUUAAAUCCUCACAAGGACUGGAGCCUUGGCAAGAAGUGGCAGAGAUUCGCAGAUCUAACAGGCUCAUUUCUAAGUAGCAAGUCCAGUGCAUAGGCACCGUAAUAGUGCAUCUAUCUUAAGUUUUGCAGAAACACUUUUUAAAUUUACUCUCUCCAUCAUCUGAGCAAAUGCAGUCUUCAUUCCUUAGAUCAAAAUUAACCAGGCUGCUGUGCUCCAGCCCCUACUAGGCAUACAGUCCACUGGGCCAAACUAGAGCCAGUUUAAGGAGAACCCUACAAAACACAAGUGACUAGCAGAUCCAGCACCCCACUGUUACUGUUUUCAGUUCCAGUCCUAGCAUGCCACACUGCCCACAUUGGUAAGUACAGCCUACAUGUGGCUCUGAAUGUGUGACAACAUAGUAGUGCAUUGCGCCUUCUUCAUCCCUUGUUAAAUGCGCACCUUGGCUUGUAGUAAAACCCAAAACCUUUUAAUAAAUCCAAGCACUGUGAACAGCCAGAGGAAACAGAGUAAUAGGCGCCUCAUUUUUGUAGAUGACAGCAGUAUAUCCCACUUUCAAGUUAGGUGUAAUCUCAGAAACAGACAUCUUUGUCAAGUAAUACUUCUGUUUAUUCUAAAUAAAAAUAGUUCCAUUGGUUUUAGUAGAAAAUGUUAUGAAAGCUGGCAAUAGUCACCUAAAUCGUUCAAUCAUCAAGAAAUCUAUGGCCAUUGGGGCUUGCACGUAGAAAUCCAAAGUCAUUCAGAGGCCAUAUCUGUAAAAUAAAGUACAGUUACCAGAGAUUUUAAUCACAACUCAAAGUUUAGUAUUUUCAUUUGUUAAUGCAAUUGUUUCAUAAACUGCAUAAUUUUUUAGCUCUUUGGUUGACAGGGUACAUGAACUUUUCUCACCUCUGUGUUUCUUUUACUAGGAGUAAUAAAUUCUAGAUAUUGGAGAAAUCAUCAUUCUCCAACAAAGUGGCCGGAGACAACACUAAUUUAUAUACAGCAUGCUUUGCUAUGGAGAGCCUCAAAAAUUACAUACAUUUUUUUUCCAGCCUUGGAAAUAAAUGCAUUCCUAGAAAAUAUCUUUCAAAUUCCAAGUUUUCUAGCUUGUAAACUUCUUAACUUAAAAGACAAAGUAUGUAUUUUUAAUCCAUCUCAGAGAAGAAAGAAUACCACGAACAUUACCUCCCACUGAAAGAAGUUACAUGAGGUGUACAUUUGUGUUUUCAAGAUGGGCAUUUGAACUACAAACACCAAACCUUGGAAAAAAAAUAUCUAUAGGCUUAUAGGUAAGCUUAUACCAUGCAAAUAGGCAUAAAGGGGUGGAGCGUCUGCCACCAGCUGGGGCUCUCAGCCAAGCAGCUCCUCCACAGAAAAGGAAGGAGCACAGAUCAUGACCAGGUACAAGCACAAGUGUCAGAGAAUGAUGUUCACCAGUAAGAAAAAAUUUUCUCUCCAGAAAUUAACUAUAUAGCUGUUCAUACUACUGAAUGCUCCCAGGAAUACUUUGCUGUGAACAUUCACUUAAUUACAUGUAGGCUGGUCUUGGAUGCCAAAAAAAAAAAGUAACAGGGAAUCAAGGACAUUCUUUUACACUUUGUCCUUUGUCUCCCUUGACUGCCUGUGUCUCUUCACAACACAUUCUUUCAAAGAUGGCACAAGGGGAUCAGCAGGAAGAAGAGAAAGAGAUGAUGUUGAAGAGCAAAUGCCCUCUGUGGCUCUAAUCCCCUAAAAAUCUCACAGCCCCUGCUGAAGAGGGAGCCACCUAGAAGAGAAAUGAUGCACUACCUUGUUCCCAAAGCAUCUGCCAGUAUGAUGUUUAUCUUCCUCGUUUUUCCUUAGAAUUUGAUCUCAAGGAAGGUAUGAAGUCACCUUCCAGGAACAGCAAUUACUACUCUCUAACUGAGCUCAUGGAACAGCCACAGCACAGAAGGAGCCUUUGCUGCUUUCUGUGUGGAGUGAAAAAGUAAUUUUCUCAGUUUCAAGAAGGAAGCAUAGUGCCAAGGUCCAAUAUUUCAAAGCCCAUGACUUGUCCCCAGCACUGAAGACAAGGACAGAAGAGGCACAGGCAGUUAAGGAUGGGCCUAGCAAGACACAGCAUCAACGUACUGCUAGACUAGGACCAUACGCUGCUAGAAGCUCCCUAGACUUGCCUCUGCCAGGCCUCCUGGCAGCACUGUGCUGAGCUGCCGUAGUGGGAUUGUGCCCGGGCCCUUGGGAAGACAGAAGGAUGAGCCAUUCCCAGGACCUCAAGUUCUGUGGAUGUGAAAAAGGCUCAAAGCUCUCUUACGCAAGUAUCUUGGAAAAUACAUGUCUCUUUUGGCACCUGCAGUUAGGGAAGAGCGUGAGGAACAUCUGCUGAUACACAGAAGAGGUAACGUCCUAUCUCUGUGUGUCAUUAGCCAGCAAGCGAUUUUAAGUUCCACGCAAAUACGUAGAGAUGAACCAACAACAGAAGGAUAUCUGUGAUCUUGGUUAGAAGUAAAGCUACAGAAUUCAAGGCUCUCCAGAGGGCCUGUGCUGACUGCAGGCUGGGUGUCAAGUCUUUGUUUGGCCUCAAAGGCAAACGGGAGUAGAAGGGAAUAGGAGUACCCCAUGUUACAAAUCCGAGCUGAGCAAAGGCCUGGAGAAGGAAGUUUCUUAGGCCAUUCACUAUAGCACAAAUCUCAUUUCAAGCAACUGAAAUCAUACCUAUCGCAACUUGACUGUCUUUCAGUGGAAGUAACAACUUUGUUUUAAAUAUUGUUUUGACAAUUUAGUUUCAAAUUCAUCACUGUAAUCUCAGUGGAAGCGUCAGAAUGAAAAUGAUGUUUUAUCUAAUCUGUCUGCAGGAAAGAAUGUGAGAAACAAUACUCAUGGUUGGAAACAAGAUGGAACAAGCCCUCUCUGUGAAACAAAGGCACGCCACUGUGUGUAGGAAUUCCCAAGUCUUUUAAAGUUAUGACAGAAGUUGACUGUGACUUGUUCGUUCAGACUGGCUAUUCCAAUUAGCAGCUACUUCCCCUUGCCCUCCUCGGUUUGGCCUACAUAGAUUUGAUCUGAUGGAUGGGGGAUAAACGGGGCUAACUAGCUCUUUUGAAGAUAUGCUACAGGUCUAGUUUUGACAUGGAGCCUAAGUCUGGGGGACGCACAGGAUAUCCUACCUAGGACGGGAUGAAGCACGAGUUCUGUCAAAAUGGGAUUCCCUAGGCUUUUACUGAGUUUGCAGCUACUUUGAGUUCAGUGGCUUUUUUACGGAUUGAGCUUGUCUCGCGGAGUGGCAGCUGAUACGGUAGCAGGGAGAAAAAGGGCAAAUAUAAUCAUGUAUCUUUAUUUCUGUAUGGGUUAAAAACUGGUACACCAACACUGACUGAGAACCUUAGGUCUAAACUUCACAGAUAAGCUACAGAGAGAAUUAACGUCUCUGUUUUGCCAGCAAUAGGUUGCCUAAACAAACAUGGUGCAAGCUCACUCUCUUCUGUUGAAAUCCAUUACUUCCAAAUAAUUUGGGGGUUUGCAUCCAUUAUUAAAAAUGUAACAGCAUUGAAAGGCACUGUCACAUCUGCUUUUUCAAAAUCCACUUUAAGAUAAAGCCACAUAAGCUUCCAUUAUCAAGGUAGUAAAAGAUUUUUCCGUGAAAGACAAGCCAAGGCCCUAGCAGACUACAUCACAAAGCAUACGUAGGUUUCUUGGCCAGUGGUCUAACUAAUUAGCCACCACCAUGCGGACUGGCUGUAUUCUGCUGUCUUUCACCGUAAUGUUCAACGGCAACACACAAUAGCAAGAUCACUGUAUUCUAAUGUGAAUUACCGUAAACAACCCAAACUGUAAACACUCAUUUGAAGAAUAAACCCAUUUUUGCUUUUGUUAGGCACCAUAUACUUAAAUCUCAUUAAAAUGUUAAUAAUCACUACUCUACGCACCAUCAUAAAACAACUGCUGUAAAAUUUGGUUGAAUAAUUAUUUUGAUUAAGUAUCAAGUGAUUGUAUACUAUCUUUUUAAACAGACAAUAUUCUGGAGUCCUAAAGUACUUCUUUCCAUAUGUAGUAUCUGUGUGUAAAUUCUAUUCAUUUUACAGAGUUUACUGCUUGCUAAAUUGAGGGUUCAGCCCUCUCAGUUACUUCAUUAAAGUCUCUCAAACACCUUC
Molecule: messenger RNA, 5222 nt
Organism: Falco peregrinus (peregrine falcon)
Lineage: Eukaryota; Metazoa; Chordata; Aves; Falconiformes; Falconidae
Gene: DNAJC24
Product: DnaJ heat shock protein family (Hsp40) member C24
Exons: 5
Coding region: 176-616 (146 amino acids)
Biological process (GO): positive regulation of ATP-dependent activity
Molecular function (GO): ferrous iron binding; ATPase activator activity
Source: RefSeq, a predicted model, not a curated record